Messenger RNA from Neltuma alba, 1110 nucleotides. Its product is annotated as proline-rich receptor-like protein kinase PERK1. The transcript is spliced from 7 exons. Bases 1 to 1110 code for a protein of 369 amino acids. Gene Ontology annotation, molecular function: ATP binding; protein kinase activity. Gene Ontology annotation, biological process: protein phosphorylation. The record is from RefSeq and is a predicted model, not a curated record. NCBI's taxonomy places the organism in Eukaryota, Viridiplantae, Streptophyta, Magnoliopsida, Fabales, Fabaceae.
AUGUCACCUUCUCUUGCAGCUGAAGAGGUUGCAGUUUCACUUCUACCAUCUUCCAUUACGUUUGAUCAUUCACCGGGCACAUUUACAUACGAAGAAUUAGAAUUGGCAACAGGUGGAUUCUCAGAGUCAAAUUUUCUGGGCCAAGGUGGUUUUGGCACUGUCCAUAAAGGAGUACUUCCUAAAAAUAAUCAAAGUGUUGCCAUUAAGCAACAAAGAUCUGGAAGCAAACAGGGAAUGCAAGAGUUCCAGACUGAAGUGCAGGUCAUUAGUCGAGUCCAUCACAGACAUCUCGUUUCCCUUGUUGGAUACUGCACUGCCGAAUCUCAAAGGACGUUGAUGCUUGUUUAUGAGUUUGUCCCUAAUAAAACCCUGGACUUCCACCUCCACGGAAAAGAUACAGACACUCUGGACUGGUCAACAAGGAUGAAGAUUGCUAAUGGCUCUGCAAAAGGAUUGGCAUAUCUGCACGAAGACUGUGAACCCAAAAUCAUACAUCGUGACAUCAAGGCAGCUAACAUUCUUAUUGAUAACAAUUUUGAGCCAAAGAUUGCAGAUUUUGGACUUGCCAAACUUUCAUCAGACAAUGAUACCCAUGUCACUACAGCCCGAAUAAAGGGAACCUUUGGAUACUUGGCUCCAGAAUAUGCAUCUAGCGGUAGACUCACAGAGAAGGCAGAUGUCUUCUCCUUUGGUGUUGUGCUCUUGGAGUUAAUUACUGGACGAAAACCUGUUCUUCAAACUGGGUCUUUCACAGAAGACAGUCUGGUUGAGUGGGCGAGACCUUUACUCUCGACAGCGUUGGGGAAUCGAAAUUUUGAGGUUCUUGCUGAUCCAAGGUUGCAUAAUAAUUACAACUCCGAAGAGAUGUUUCGGAUGGCGUCUUGUGCUGCAAAUUGUGUGCGCCACUCAGCAGAUCAUCGUCCUCGAAUGAGCCAGGUAGUGGAUGGUUUAGCAGGAAAGAUUAGCGUGGAUAAUUGGAACGAGGAGAGCACAGAAGUGGACCCGAACAAGUUUUGGAAGGGGGCACUAGGCGGAGGCAGUAGCACUGGAGAAUACAGUGAGCCUAUCAGUUCAUCAAGCCGCGAAAAUACAACUGAAGGCUCUUCUUGA